UUUGAUUAGAAGCUUCUAUCAAGAUAUACUGAUAAUACAAGUAUGAAGAAGUACUGCCACUGCCGAAGAUAUUAGAAGUAGCUCGUGUCUUAGGUAUAAAAGACCUCACUUCAGAGCGAUGAACCAUUCAGAAUACCAUGAAGAGGCAAAUAUUACUAGCAUGCUUGGUGCUUGGCAUCUUGGGCUGCGCCAUGGGUGCAGAUAGGCCCAUUUCAGAUUGCGGUGAGCGUAUCGAGAACGAUGGGUAUCCAAUGGAGCGCCACAAGGUGACAACCUCAGACGGCUACAUCUUGACUAUGCAUCGCAUUCCAUACUCCCCGAAGACCGGGAAUACGGGCAACCGUCCGGUUGCUUUCUUGAUGCAUGGUAUGCUGAGCUCAUCUUCGGAUUGGGUGCUGAUGGGACCGGGCAAGGCUCUGGCCUACAUCUUGUCCGAUGCUGGCUAUGAUGUUUGGAUGGGCAACGCCCGUGGCAAUACCUAUUCCAAAUCGCACAAAAUCUGGCCCACUUACGUGCAAGCCUUCUGGAAUUUCAGCUGGAACGAAAUAGGCAUUUACGAUGUGCCUGCCAUGAUCGACUAUGUUUUGGGUGUAACCGGAGAGAAGCAAAUGCACUAUGUUGGUCACUCGCAAGGCACCACUGUCUAUCUGGUUAUGAUGUCUGAGAAGCCUUCGUAUAAUGAUAAGGUGAAGUCGGCACAUUUAUUGGGUCCAGCAGCCUACAUGGGAAAUAUGAAGAGUCCCAUGACACGUGCCUUUGCUCCAAUUAUGGGUCAGCCCAAUACCAUGGUGGAACUUGUCGGUUCCAUGGAAUUUAUGCCCAGCAAUAAGUUCAAGCAGGAUCUGGGCAUUGAGAUGUGCCAAGCUACCUCGCCAUAUGCCGAAAUGUGCGCCAAUGAAAUCUUCUUGAUUGGUGGCUAUGACUCCGAACAGCUGGACUAUGAACUGUUGGAGCACAUCAAGGCCACCUCACCCGCUGGUGCUUCGGUUAACCAGAACAUUCACUUCUGCCAGGAGUACAAUUCAAAAAUGUUCCGCAAAUUCGACUAUUCAGUGGUUCGCAAUCCCUACGAAUAUGGAAGCUAUUUUCCACCUGAAUACAAACUACAGAACGUUAAGUCCCCAGUUCUACUAUACUACGGAGCUAAUGACUGGAUGUGCGAUAUCAGCGAUGUUCGUAAGCUGCGCGACGAACUUCCAACGAACGCAAUGGCACUAGACUACCUUGUUCCGUUCCCGAAAUGGGCCCACCUUGACUUUAUCUGGGGCACAGAGGCCAAGAAAUAUGUGUAUGAUGAGGUCCUUAAGCAAAUUGAUUCUUACAAUUGAAUUUCGUGUAUUCAAAAUCAAUAAAAUGCUCCGAUUUUCUUUACACUCUA
Molecule: messenger RNA, 1378 nt
Organism: Scaptodrosophila lebanonensis
Lineage: Eukaryota; Metazoa; Arthropoda; Insecta; Diptera; Drosophilidae
Product: lipase 3
Exons: 4
Coding region: 138-1328 (396 amino acids)
Biological process (GO): lipid metabolic process
Molecular function (GO): hydrolase activity, acting on ester bonds
Source: RefSeq, a predicted model, not a curated record